CGCGGCGCCUCUACUCCGAUCAGAUUGAUUAUACCUAAACACAUUAGUAACUAACUCAUUUGAAUCGUCUUCUUCGUUCUUUCGAUUCACCCAUUUACUUGAUUCAUUGAAUUUUUGUUGGUUUUUGCGUAUGCGCAUGGCUGCCGGAGAUCUGUCGGUUAUCCUGCCUCGUGUCCUCAUCGUCUCCCGACGAAGCGUCCGCAAGAACAAAUUCGUCGAUUUCGUCGGAGAAUAUCAUCUGGAUCUGAUCGUGAGCUAUGGCGCCGUGCCGGUGAUCGUGCCGCGGGUGAGCGGCGUCCACAUGUUGCUGGAAAGUUUCGAGCCGAUCCACGGCGUGCUUCUCUGCGAGGGCGAGGAUAUCGAUCCUUCUCUCUACGAAUCCGAUCUGUCGCCGCUCUCCUCCGACGAGCUCGACGAGAUCCGGCGGGUGCACGCCGGCGACACCGCCAUCGACAGGGAAAAAGACACCAUCGAAUUAGGGCUUGCCAAGCUCUGCCUGGAGAGGAACAUUCCCUAUUUAGGGAUCUGCCGUGGCUCCCAGAUCCUCAACGUCGCUUGCGGCGGCACUCUCUACCAGGACAUAGCCAAGGAGCUCUCCAAGAACCUGCCGGAAACCGAGAGGGUUCUGCACAUGGAUUACGACAACUACGACGGCCACCGCCAUCCUGUCCGGGUAGUGGAGAACACGCCGUUGCAUCAAUGGUUCGCGCGAGAUCAUACCUAUUUGUCGUCACCAACGGAAAUGGAGAUUCGGGUUAACAGCUACCACCAUCAAGGGGUGAAGAAGCUGGCUCAGAGGUUCGUGCCUAUGGCAUUCGCCCCCGACGGCCUAAUCGAGGGGUUUUACGAUCCCGACGCUUAUAAUCCGGAAGAGGGCAAGUUCAUUAUGGGGCUUCAGUUUCAUCCGGAGAGGAUGAGGAAGCCCGAUUCCGAUGAGUUCGACUAUCCCGGAUGCCCUUCUGCUUACAAGGAGUUUGCAAAAGCUGUAAUUGCCUAUCAGAAAAGGCUAAACAGUUUGACAAGCGUGGCGAAGCCUCUAAAGCUGGAUGCAGAAACGGAGAAGCAAAGGAAGAUGAUCGUGAGAAGCUUUUCGCUGGCAAGAAACUUGUACGAAGGAGGGCAUAAGAUCAGUUCGUCUAAGGAAUCGGAGCUGGAGGCAGGAGCAGAGUUUCUUGAGUCGAAUACAGCACUGAGCUUGCAGCAAGAGACGAGACUGAAGCAGGUGGGGGCGACGGUGAGGAACGCGUUCUGGUACAUGGAGAAAGUGAAGGUGAAGGAGCAGAAGGAGAGGUUAGCCCGGAGCAUGAUGGGGAAGAUGUCUGUGGAUCAGCUCUCGGACCUCAUGUCCUUUUACCACAUGAUGGCCCAGAUCUGUUCCGACAUCUUGGACAGGAAGCUCCAUGGGAUUGUCAACACCUGACACUCAUCAACUACAUGACCUAAUUAGAAAGUUGAUAUUAGAAAGUUGUCUGUCAAGUCACAGGAGGAGGAGACUUCUUGUGAUGUGCCUUUGCUGCUUUUCCUUUUAUUUCUUCCAUUUGUCUUAAUUGUGUGUGUUUCAGCUAGCUCGCUAAUCACAAGAAAACUUUGUGUAUUAAUUACUAUUGUUCAUAUCCAUCAACUAAUUGGUUGGGAAUA
Molecule: messenger RNA, 1638 nt
Organism: Andrographis paniculata
Lineage: Eukaryota; Viridiplantae; Streptophyta; Magnoliopsida; Lamiales; Acanthaceae
Product: putative glutamine amidotransferase GAT1_2.1
Exons: 4
Coding region: 131-1420 (429 amino acids)
Cellular component (GO): cytosol
Molecular function (GO): hydrolase activity, acting on carbon-nitrogen (but not peptide) bonds, in linear amides
Source: RefSeq, a predicted model, not a curated record